Orcinus orca (killer whale) is the source of this 5834-nucleotide messenger RNA. RefSeq names its product capping protein regulator and myosin 1 linker 1 (gene CARMIL1). The coding region runs from base 654 to 4925 and encodes 1423 amino acids. Gene Ontology annotation, molecular function: protein binding. The record is from RefSeq and is a predicted model, not a curated record. Gene Ontology annotation, cellular component: plasma membrane; lamellipodium. Gene Ontology annotation, biological process: regulation of Arp2/3 complex-mediated actin nucleation; cell migration. NCBI's taxonomy places the organism in Eukaryota, Metazoa, Chordata, Mammalia, Artiodactyla, Delphinidae. The transcript is spliced from 39 exons.
GAGGCUGCCAGGAGGGGCACCGUGCCCGCCGCCGCCCCGCGCCGCGUGCCUCCGGGCUGGGCGCCCCACGCCGGGGAACGUGAGCCUGGGCGCGGGAGGCCGGGUCUCGCGAGGUGAGGAGGAAACGCUGGAGGAGGAGAGCAGGAGGAGGAGGAGGAGGAAAAGCAGGAGGAGGAGCGCCGAAGCUGCCCCCGCCCCGAUGAAGCCCGGCAGGAGCGCGAGGAAACCCUAGUCCCCCGCCCCGCGCCGCUCUCCCCGCCUCUCCCCACGCCUUCCGCCUUCACCUAGGGCCGUAGGUGCGACGCCGGAACCGGGCGGGAGCUGCCAGCAGCCGGAGCAGCGCCGCCGGGAGCCGCGAGCCGCAGCCGCCCCGCGCCCUCUCCCAAUCUUGCCGGGUCUCCGUUCCGCCGCCAGGAACUGCAAGGAGGCGUCAUGUAGCAGCAGCCGCAAACCCACCUCGGAUUUGCAACUCUUUUUUUUUUUUUUUUUUGGUGGGGCGGGGGGCGCGGCAAAAUUCUAUCACCGCCCCCGCUUUCUUGCCUAUUCCCAUUUGCAAGCUGCAUCUGCCUCUAAGAAAUUGAGGGGUUCAGGGUAGGGUGGGGAGCUGUAAAUCAGAGUUGGACCUGCAGCACCCCCGCACCUAGAAGGCCACCAUGACCGAGGAGAGCUCUGAGGUGCCCAGGGAAUUGAUAGAAAGCAUAAAGGAUGUUAUUGGCAGAAAGAUAAAGAUUGCACUGAAGAAGAAAGUAAAGUUGGAAGUGAAGGGAGACAAAGUUGAAAACAAAGUGCUGGUGCUUACAUCAUGCCGAGCCUUCCUUGUCACAGCACGAAUCCCCACCAAGCUCGAGGUAACCUUCAGCUACCUGGAGAUUCACGGUGUCCUGUGCAGCAAGCCAACUCAGAUGGUUGUGGAAACUGAGAAGUGCAGCAUCUCCCUGAAGAUGGCAUCACCUGAGGACGUGAGUGAGGUGCUGGCGCACAUCGGCACCAGCCUGCGGAAGAUCUUCCCUGGCUUCUCCCCAUUGAGAAUCAUGAAAAAAGUCUGCAUGGAGCCAUCUGAGCGACUGGCCAGUCUCCAGGCUCUGUGGGACAGCCAGACUGUGGCCGAGCAGGGCCCCUGUGGUGGAUUUUCUCAGAUGUAUGCCUGUGUUUGUGACUGGCUUGGAUUUUCAUACAGGGAAGAAGUACAAUGGGAUGUGGAUACAAUUUAUCUGACACAAGACACCAGGGAAUUGAAUUUACAAGACUUCAGUCAUCUUGACCACAGGGACCUAAUACCUAUCAUCGCUGCUCUGGAAUACAAUCAGUGGUUCACUAAGCUGUCCUCUAAGGAUCUAAAACUGUCCACUGAUGUCUGCGAACAGAUCUUGAGGGUGGUGAGUAGGUCCAAUCGACUGGAAGAACUGGUGUUGGAAAACGCUGGACUUAGAACAGAUUUUGCACAAAAGCUGGCCAGUGCUCUAGCACAUAAUCCCAACUCAGGACUCCAUACCAUUAACCUUGCUGGCAACCCACUGGAGGAUCGAGGUGUGUCGUCUUUAAGUAUUCAGUUUGCCAAACUCCCAAAGGGAUUAAAGCAUUUAAAUUUAUCUAAAACCUCAUUGUCACCUAAAGGGGUGAAUAGCCUUUCUCAGUCACUCAGUGCCAACCUGUUGACCGCCACCACUCUUAACCAUCUGGACCUCUCAGGGAACAUCCUUCGCGGAGAUGACCUCUCGUCCAUGUACAGUUUUUUGGCCCAGCCAAAUGCCAUUGCUCAUCUGGAUUUGUCCAAUACAGAAUGUUCCCUGGACAUGGUCUGUGGAGCUCUUCUCCGUGGCUGCCUUCAGUAUUUAGCUGUGCUCAAUCUCUCCAGAACUGUCUUUUCUCACCGGAAAGGAAAAGAAGCACCCCCAUCUUUCAAGCAGUUUUUUAGUAGUUCUCUGGCUCUGAUGCAAAUCAACCUUUCAGGCACAAAACUGUCUCCUGAGCCCUUAAAAGCGCUGUUAUUGGGCCUGGCUUGUAAUCAUAACUUGAAGAGAGUUUCUCUUGAUCUCAGCAACUGUGAGCUGAGAUCUGGAGGUGCGCAGGUAUUAGAAGGCUGCAUCGCCGAAAUCCACAACAUCACCAGCCUAGACAUCUCCGAUAAUGGUUUAGAAUCUGACCUAUCUACCCUAAUAGUGUGGCUCAGUAAAAACAGAUCCAUACAACACCUGGCGUUAGGCAAAAAUUUUAAUAAUAUGAAAUCCAAAAAUCUGACACCUGUGUUGGACAACUUAGUACAGAUGAUUCAAGAUGAAGAAUCACCUCUGCAGUCCUUGUCCCUGGCUGACUCGAAACUCAAGAACGAGGUCACCAUCAUCAUCAAUGCCCUGGGAAGCAACACCUCCCUGACCACAGUGGACAUCAGUGGGAAUGGCAUGGGGGACAUGGGGGCAAAGAUGCUGGCCAAAGCACUGCAGAUCAACACCAAGCUCAGGACUGUUAUAUGGGACAAGAACAACAUUACUGCCCAAGGCUUUCAAGAUAUAGCUGUUGCUAUGGAAAAGAACUACACGUUGAGAUUUAUGCCAAUUCCUAUGUAUGAUGCUUCUCAAGCCUUAAAAACAAACCCUGAAAAAACAGAAGAGGCUCUGCAGAAGAUAGAAAACUAUCUGCUCCGGAAUCACGAGACUAGAAAAUACCUUCAAGAGCAGGCCUACCGCCUACAGCAGGGCAUUGUCACCAGCACCACGCAGCAGAUGAUUGACAGAAUAUGUGUGAAAGUACAAGAUCAUCUCAACUCUUUACGAAACUGUGGGGGAGAUGCUGUCCAGGAAGAUCUAAAAGCAGCAGAAAGGCUCAUGCGUGAUGCUAAGAACUCUAAAACGUUGUUACCAAAUUUAUACCACGCUGGUGGUGCAUCUUGGGCGGGAGCCAGUGGCUUGUUAUCCAGUCCAAUUCAGGAGACCCUGGAAUCGAUGGCCGGAGAAGUUACGAGAGUUGUAGAUGAACAACUCAAGGCGUUGCUUGAGUCCAUGGUUGAUGCUGCCGAGAAUCUUUGUCCCAAUGUGAUGAAAAAAGCCCACAUUCGGCAAGACUUGAUUCAUGCCAGCACUGAGAAGAUUUCCAUCCCACGUGCCUUUGUUAAAAAUGUCCUGUUGGAGCAGUCUGGAAUUGAUAUCCUUAACAAAAUUAGUGAAGUGAAGUUGACAGUGGCCUCCUUCCUAUCUGAUCGAAUCGUGGAUGAAAUUCUGGAUGCACUUUCACACUGCCAUCACAAACUGGCCGACCAUUUCAGCAGACGUGGCAAGGCCCUUCCUCAGCAAGAUUCCUUGGAGAUCGAGCUGCCUGAGGAGAAGCCCGUUAAACGCUCCAUCGUCAUGGUGGAGGAGCUCACAGAGAUAGAACGUUUGGAAGAUCUGGAUACUUGUAUGACUCUCUGCUGUACAAGUAUGACGCCUAAAUCCAAAAGGAAGACUAUUCAUAGCCGGAUGCUGCGGCCUGUCUCCAGGGCAUUUGAAAUGGAAUUUGACCUUGAUAAAGCCCUGGAAGAAGUGCCAAUUCACGUUGAAGACCCGCCUUUCCCAUCCAUCAGACAAGAGAAACAGAGCUCGGGGUUUAUCUCUGACUUGCCGUCCGAGGAAGGAAAGAAGCUGGAGCACUUUACCAAGUUAAGACCAAAACGGGCUAAGAAGCAGCAGUCCACGCACGCAGCGGGCUGUGCUACCAGCCUAGUCUCCCAAGAUGGUGAACAGAAUGGUCUUAUGGGGAGAGUGGAUGAAGGUGUAGAUGAAUUUUUCACCAAGAAGGUGACCAAAAUGGAUUCCAAGAGAGGGUCAGCAAGAGGCUCAGAGUCCCAUGAGCUUAGUGAAGGAGGAGACGAGAAGAAAAAGCGGGACUUUCGGAAAAGUGGCUUUCUCAACUUACUCAAACCCCGGACCAAACCUGAGCGGUCACCAACGGUCUUGAUGACAGAAGAACUCUCCUCUCCAAAGGCAGGAGUCAGCAGUCCAGCUGUGGACACCCCCAGGAAGGACACGAAGCCAGCCGAGCACAAUGGCAGUGCUGAUCGGGUAGAGGAGAUCAAAACACCUGACUCCCUAGAAGAAAGUCAAGGGGAAGACGUGGGGAAGGUGGACCGGAGUGAGAGCAAGGGCAGCCCCCAAGGAGGGCGAAGGUACAGGGUCCAAGUGAUGGGCAGCGGGCUGCUGGCAGAGAUGAAGGCCAAGCAGGAGAUGAAAGCCAAGGCUGCUUGCUCACUGAAGAAACUUGGAAAUGAUGCCAUCUCCCAGGAUUCUUCCAGCCUGGCCUUGAGCAGCACAGAACGGUUGGAUGGAGGUGGGGCAGUGCCUAAAGUGCAUCCAGAGAACCGCUUCGGUUUGGGAACACCAGAAAAGAACACCAAAGCAGAGCUCAAGGUGGAGGCGGGCUCCAGGUCCCGGAGCCUUUCCAGCAGGCCCACCAGCCCGAAGCCCCUCCUGCAGUCCCCCAAACCCAGCCUGUCGGUGCGGCCCACCAUCCCGCAGAAACCGAGAACCGCCUCGCGGCCUGAGGACAUCCCAGACUCUCCAUCCAGCCCGGAUUCCCCUAAAGUCGCUCUUCUUCCGCCUGUCCUGAAAAAGGAGAGAGAUAGCCAGGGCAGCCCACAGCCCAGUCCCAGGACGUUUUCCCGGGAAGUAGUGCAAAGAGGAGAUUAUUACAAAAGGCAUUCAGAUCAUGACAGUGGCAAGCCUUCCAGUAGAGGGAAAAGACCUUCAAAACUGUACUCCACCAUUGCAGAAGAGGAAGUGAAUGCAAUUGGGCACAGGAGGUCACAGCCAACAAAUGUGUCCAGGAGAAGCUGGGGCCAGCAGGCCCAGGAGUGUCAAGAACAAAAGCAGUGGUCCUCCAGUAAAGAUGGCCAGCAAGGCAGCAAAUCCAGUGACUCUGGGGAAGAAGCAGAAAAAGAGUUUAUUUUUGUGUAACGGUCACCCACGUAGAAGUCUUACCAUGCGGGGUGCGUUUGCUGGCCAUCAGAGAGGAACCAAGGGCAACACCUCUUCCUACUUCCUAAGCAUCUUCUCUUGGUGCUUUUUCCUUUGUCCUUCCCCACCCCACCCCCCCUCACCAAAACUGAAACAGAUCCAUCUCUCGGUAAUCAAAGCACAUGUCUGAUCUUCUCCCAACCCUUAGCAUUUGAUUUCUAUGCAUUCCUUCAUAUGCCUUCAGUGAAUGCCAGCAAUUAUCCCAUGGGCCCUACUUGAAUUUCUCUGAGGCAGCUACAGUUUGCCCUGUAAGAUGAGUUGUGGGAGGUAAACAAAGUAACUGGACACAAACUCACAAGUAACACCAUCCAGCUGACCCUGGGGUACUGCUGCACGUACCUGUGUCAAAUCUGCACUUGACUUGAUAGAGCAAUUUAUUCUUGAUGUAUGCAAUUGCACACUGUAAUUAUAUUAACAGAGCACACUAAUAAUUUGUAUAAAUUAUAUAUAUUAGAUCUUGGGUAUGGUUUUUGCAUUCUCCCAUGGGGAACUCCUUCCUUCCCGAUGUGGAAUUGUACAUUUUAACUUGGUCUGGUGACCUUUGUGAUACCAUCAACAAGCGAGUUAAGAACCGAGUGAAAGGCCCGUGGCUGAUUCUACCAUGUGCCCAGAUUAAUGUAUAUAGUUGACUGGAAUGAGGUUUUAUGAAUAUUCGUGUUUUUUGAAGGCCUUUAAUUUCUGUCUGCAUAUUAGCUUUUAACGUGUGAUUAAGAGAGACUACUUUGACACCUGUAAAAAAAAUCAAACUACUACUUUUGAAGACAUUUCACAAAUAUUCACUUACAUACGCGCUGAAGGUAUUUUAUGCAUAUGUAUAUUUAUACCAAUAAAAUGAUUUUACAAGUGGAA